Molecule: messenger RNA, 1065 nt
Organism: Hirsutella rhossiliensis
Lineage: Eukaryota; Fungi; Ascomycota; Sordariomycetes; Hypocreales; Ophiocordycipitaceae
Exons: 4
Coding region: 1-1065 (354 amino acids)
Source: RefSeq, a predicted model, not a curated record
AUGGCCUUUGUCCAGCCCGGCUGCCCGGCUAGGUUCGCCUACCAGAAUGAGCAUCGUGUCAAAGGGCUCAACGCAGAAACCCUAGCGAGGGUCUUCCUUCCCACGCCCUCAUGGCUGUCGACUCCGGAGUAUGCAGCAAUCCGGUCAGAUACUGGCAAUCCAUCGACCUGCAUCUUCUUCAGCCUUAAUAUUUCCAUAUACAACCAACAGAUAAUCUCCUCGGAAUGGACCGAGCAAUGGUUCUUCAUGGUCGGCCGUGUUCAUCCCUUUGCCCUGACGUGGGAAAUCGAGCGACUCCGCGAUCACAGCUACCAACCAAUUGUCACUCGCACCCUCAGCUCGGUGGAUACUUUCCCAACGAUACAACCCAUUGUCUCCUUCACGGGACCUGUCAUCGGCUCCGGCCGCGACCUCCUGCAUGGAAACUCGGCUGCGGCCCUUGACGACACCCAGCUGAGCUGCUGCGGCUUUGUCCAGCUCUCCACCUUUAUUUGUCCUGGGAUUCCCGGCAAACCCCUUCAAGGGCUUUCACCCUUCCAAGUUUUCGUCAUCUUCCCCAUUCACGCUAAUCCUUGGACCUCCCUAUGCAAGAAGAUGACCGAGAGGCGCGACAGCCAGUUCCAGUCGAACGCUCUCUUCACCUGUACGGGCAAAAUCGCCGGCUUACUGGAUCACCAGAUCAUGAAACAUGCCCCGGCUUUCGACCAAGACUAUAUCUUCAUCGUCGUCCCCGACACGUGGACUUUCCACGACAAGGCCAUGUCCGACCAGGCUUCUGCAACACAACUACUGCCGACGACACCCAAGAGCGCGGUCGGCAAUCCCUCGGACUAUAGCGUUGCGUUGGCCAGGUUUACCUCUACGAAGAAACCCAAGGCCGCCCAAAGCCCCACCUCCCCCACGCCGCAUGCUUCUGGCCCAGUUGAUCCCCUUAUGCUGGCAUCAAAGACGGACACCGAACAGGUCAAUCACCAAGACACAUCCGCCUCUGGCUCUAUCAGACCUCCCGCGUCGAUAUCUUCCCGACCACUGCGCGCCCGACGUCCGCCCAAGAAUAUUCUCUGA